Molecule: messenger RNA, 390 nt
Organism: Closterium sp. Naga37s-1
Lineage: Eukaryota; Viridiplantae; Streptophyta; Zygnematophyceae; Desmidiales; Closteriaceae
Source: the annotation of a GenBank genome assembly
AUGUGGCCCUUCGGCAAUCCCGAGAAGCAGCAAGCCCUGCCUCUGCGCCACGAGGAGGGGAGGUCCUACUACGACGUGCAGCCUGGCGACAACCUGACAAAGAUUGCCGGCCAGCUGGGAAGCACCGUGGAGAUCCUCAUGCAGGCCAACGCACUCCGCUCAGACCUCUUACACCCCGGCCAGAGCCUCUGGGUUCCGCGCACGUACACCAUUGCAAAGGGUGACACUCUUUAUGCCAUAGCGCGUAUGCAUGGAACAACAGUGGAUGCAAUUAUGCAGAUCAACAACAUCCAAGAUGCAAACCUGAUUCAUACAGGUGAAGUAUCAUCGGAUCACUUGCCCCGCCUGUUCCCCUCUUCCUGUGCCUUUUCAUACCUCUUGCUCCUUUGA